AUGAUGGCUUCUCACUUUUGGGCUGCUCUUUGGGUGCUCACACUUGGCUACGCUGUUGUAGUUGCACCACAGAUAUUGGUCCCUCGUGCGACUGGCAGUCUGGACGCCUGGUUGGUGUCUGAGACAGCAGUGGCAAAACAGGGUAUCCUCGAUAACAUUGGAUCUGCUGGUGCCUAUGCUGCGACUGCAAAGCCUGGCAUUGUAGUCGCCAGCCCGAGUACCUCUGACCCUGACUACUACUAUACUUGGACUCGUGACUCGGCUCUGGUGUUCAAAACUCUGGUCGAUAUGUUCAAGAACGGUGACAGCGGCUUGUUAAAUAUUAUUGAAGAAUACAUCGAUGCACAGGCCUAUAUCCAGACGGUAUCCAAUCCAUCUGGAGAUCUUUCUGGUGGCAGUGGAUUGGGGGAGCCUAAGUUCAACGUCGACGAGACAGCCUUCACUGACUCUUGGGGUCGUCCUCAGCGUGAUGGACCGGCCUUGCGAGCCACUGCAUUGGUCUCGUUUGGCCAAUGGCUCAUUGAUAAUGGGUACACCACUUACGCGACCAACAUUGUCUGGCCCGUUGUGCGCAACGAUCUCUCCUAUGUUGCCCAAUACUGGAAUCAGACUGGAUUUGAUCUCUGGGAAGAAGUUUCUGGCUCAUCGUUCUUUACUGUCGCAGCUCAGCAUCGCGCCUUGGUGGAGGGAAGCACAUUCGCAAGCCAGUCUUUCUGGACUGGGUCUUAUAUCCUGGCCAACUUUGGUGGUGGCCGCUCUGGAAAAGAUGCCAACACGCUACUCGCCACCAUCCAAACUUUCGACCCAGAGGCCGGAUGCGAUGACACCACAUUCCAGCCUUGCUCAGCUAGAGCACUCGCAAAUCACAAAGUUGUGACUGAUUCAUUCCGGGCGAUCUAUCCUGUCAACUCUGGUAUUGCUGCGGGCAAGGCUGUUUCUGUUGGUCGAUACCCGGAGGACACAUAUUACAAUGGUAACCCUUGGUACCUAUGCACAUUGGCUGCGGCUGAGCAGUUGUACGAUGCGAUAUAUACGUGGAAUCGUAUCGGUUCUUUGACAAUCACCUCUGUCUCUCUCGGCUUCUUCCAGGAUCUGUACAGCUCCGCUGCGACCGGUACCUACUCCUCGUCCAGUGAUACAUACACCUCGAUUCUGAGCGCUGUCACGGCAUAUGCGGAUGGAUAUCUCAGUAAUGUGGAACAAUACGCUGCAUCGAAUGGCUCCUUGUUUGAGCAAUUCUCCAAGUCAGAUGGCUCACAACUCUCGGCUCGUGACCUGACUUGGUCCUACGCAGCCCUGCUUACUGCCAAUGACCGUCGGAAUGCGAUAGUUCCUGCACCAUGGGGUGAGACAUCUGCCAGCAGUGUACCUGGCCAAUGCCAGUACACUUCGGAUGUUGGGACUUUCAGCAGUGCAACAAACACCGCCUGGCCGACCACGUUGACUAGUAGAUCAGGCAGCGGAACUACUACCACUACGUCUGCGAAGACAACCUCGACUACAGCACCAUGCACUACUCCAACAGCCGUUGCAGUGACAUUCAACGUGAUUGCCACUACUGUAUAUGGCCAGAACAUCAAGCUUGCUGGAUCUAUCUCCGAGCUUGGCUCCUGGUCCCCAAGCAGUGCUAUUGCGCUGAGCUCUUCUUUGUACACUACGAGCAACCCUUUGUGGUUUGUGACUGUGACACUUCCGGUGGGCACUGGGUUUACCUACAAGUAUAUCCAGGUGGCGAGUGAUGGCACUAUUACAUGGGAGAGUGACCCGAACCUGUCAUACACCGUUCCCACCACGUGUGGUACCACAGCUGUCACGAUUAGUGAUACCUGGAGCACCAUGAUAAUGAUUGUUUAUCUGAGCUGGUACGGUGAUGCGGCCGUCACAUCAUAA
Molecule: messenger RNA, 1890 nt
Organism: Penicillium roqueforti
Lineage: Eukaryota; Fungi; Ascomycota; Eurotiomycetes; Eurotiales; Aspergillaceae
Product: putative glucan 1,4-alpha-glucosidase
Exons: 8
Coding region: 1-1890 (629 amino acids)
Biological process (GO): polysaccharide catabolic process
Cellular component (GO): fungal-type vacuole
Molecular function (GO): starch binding; glucan 1,4-alpha-glucosidase activity
Source: RefSeq, a predicted model, not a curated record